Molecule: messenger RNA, 730 nt
Organism: Solanum verrucosum
Lineage: Eukaryota; Viridiplantae; Streptophyta; Magnoliopsida; Solanales; Solanaceae
Product: thaumatin-like protein
Exons: 1
Coding region: 32-730 (232 amino acids)
Biological process (GO): defense response
Cellular component (GO): extracellular region
Source: RefSeq, a predicted model, not a curated record
AUUGUCACAUUAAUUAAUUCUCAAAGCAAAUAUGAGUAAUCGUAUCAUCAAUUCCUUCUUCAUAUUCUUCUAUGUUAUGACUUCUCAUCUCUUCUCAACACAAGCAAGCUCAACAAUCGACAUACAUAACAAUUGCCCCUUCACGGUAUGGGCAGCAGCCGUCCCCCAUGGCCGUGGGGGACGACAACUCGAGUACGGUGAAACAUGGAUAAUCGAGAUAAACACAACUAAAAACGGUCGUAUUUGGGGCCGAACCAAUUGCAAUUUCAACACAUUAGACAAGGGUCAAUGUCAAACGGGGGAUUGCAAUGGACUACUUGAAUGUCAAACUUUUAGUAGUACACCCCCAAACACUUUGGCUGAAUACGCUUUAAAUCAAAACAACAAUAUUGAUUACUUCGAUAUAUCUCUUGUUGAGGGUUUCAACAUCCCUAUGGAAUUUAGUCCUGUGUCCAUGGAUGAGUGCUCUGUCAGGAUCAGCUGCACCGCGGACAUAAUAGGACAGUGUCCGAAUGAAUUAAGGACUCCUGGAGGAUGCAACAAUCCUUGUACUGUUUUCAAGACGAACGAAUAUUGUUGCACGUCUGGAAAUUGUGGUGUGACCAAUUAUUCAUACUUCUUUAAGAGAAAAUGUUUAACUUCUUACAGUUAUCCUAGAGAUGAUUCAACUAGUACCUUCACUUGUCCUAGUGGAAGUGGAACUAAUUAUAGAGUGGUAUUUUGUCCAUAA